Messenger RNA from Cuscuta campestris, 1632 nucleotides. The record is from the annotation of a GenBank genome assembly. Lineage: Eukaryota; Viridiplantae; Streptophyta; Magnoliopsida; Solanales; Convolvulaceae.
CUAAAUUUUGAUCGUUUGCAAAUUAGGAUUUCAUUUUAUUCAAUUUUCCCAAUGAAUCUCCGGCCGAGAUCGUUCUAAUCGGUGAAGAGGAUGGUUCUGGGCUUGAUUCGGAUGCUCAGAUUUGAACGGUAAAGAUGCGAGGAGAGCGCUCAGUUUCAGCGGCAGAAGGCGGAGGGAGUUCGUAUGUGGAGCUUGCGACGAUUGAAUCGGCGGCGGGCUCCAUGGACGGCGCAUUCGUUUUCCAUGUCGUCUACGAUAUCAUCGGCUUCGCCCUCUUCAUGCACCAGCAGAUCCCUUCCCUGUUGCAGGAUCUCACCUCCGAGUUCGACGAAUUGCUGGCCGAAUUUAAGGAAUUGGAGGCAGUUCUCGCCCACGAGGAAACUACAGGUCCGGCGAGGAGGAAACACGCCUCUAGAAAGAGGGAGGUGAGGGUUUGUAUGAGAAGAUGGAACAAAUUCAUGAACACGAUCUCGAAUGUGAAAACUGCUCUUCAACUGAUGCUCACGGAGGUUCCGAGCAUUGAGACUUUGCUUCUGGUUAUCGGAUCCACUCCUAUUCGCCCACUGCAUGUCUUUGAACUGCAUUUUUCACAGGGAGGAAGGGUUCGUUCGCCCGAUUAUUCGAGGACCAGAGCCGUGGAGACAAUAUCGAAGAAGGCUAUAAGGGAAUUAGUAUCAAGAGGCGCUGGUUCCAGUUCCAAUCCAGGUGCUACAAAGCUCUAUCUGCUAGUCAGAGCUCCAUCAUCACUCAGUUUGCCUUUGCAUUUUGUUCCCAAACGGGACUUCAGGUUCAGCAAGAAGAAGGUGGAGCCCUUUAAGCUGGUGUUCAAGUGCAAAGUUAAUGGUGAUCUUGGAAAGACGCCGGGCAGUGCUGACAAUCAAGAUGCCAACACAAUGACUUUCACGGAUUCAGCAUUUGAUGAUAUUAUCUGGUUUCAAUGUAGGCAUGUUAUCAAGGGAUUCGCUACCCGGACAUCGCCAACUGAAGAAGAUUAAUACAUCUGGUGGUUGCAUCCCUGCUGAAGUGAACUCAGCUUUCUUCCAACUUAAACUGAAAGCAUCAGGCUUGUUCUUGUUGUUGUUCUACUAGUCUACUACAAGAGAUGGUUUUACAUGGGCUGAUCAGUUUAGUACUUGAUUGACCUGUGUCUUGCACUCUAACCAUGGUUAGAUUGUUGAUUCAUGUUGCUAGAUGCAUGAUAAGUAUUACUUCUAUCACAUUUUUUUUAAAGAUAAAUGGUGGCAAUGCUUACAUUGUAUAACAAGAGCUAGCUAAAUGCUACAUGUCUUGAAAAUUCAAGGGAAAUGGAAUGAUUUUCCUUGAUCCACACUUGCAAUGGCCAGACCGAUGGUCCCUUUGGAUUGAAGAGAACUAACUACGAAGAUGGAUUGGUUUUGCAGAGAAACUAGUUAUGCAUCAUAUGCUCAAAGAUGAAUAACAAUUAUGAUAUGUGCAUCUAUGUACUUUCUUAGUUCAUUCGAUAUGAUGUUUAACGACAAGGAGUAAAGAAAUUGGAGGGAAGUGUUUCUCGCGACUAAUUCUUAGUUUCUUACCAUAACGCCGAUCAGCUCCAAAAUGCCUUCGGGAAACGUUCACGAGCUGUUAUGGAAUUCAUAAAUGUGCAUAUAUUUA